AUGGCAAAACAGAUACAUUCAACGGAUCCAGAAGAGCUUCAGUCGAUAAGACUUCUUACCUUUAAUACAUGGGGGCUCAAGUAUGUAUCAAAACAUCGUGAGGAACGACUCCGGGCAAUUGCUGAUCGUUUAGCUGAUCCAGAGACUGAUGAGGACAAUUAUCAUGUUGUUGCCUUACAAGAGGUUUGGUGUGAAAGUGAUUGGGCAUACUUUGAUGCUGUUUGUCGAAGCAACUACCCGUAUCGUAGAAUAUUUAAAUCGGGGAUAAUUACCGGUCCUGGUUUAGCAAUACUCUCCAAGAUUCCAAUUGAUGAAACAUUCUUAUAUAGAUUCCCGGUUAAUGGAAGACCAUCAGCUUUCUUUAGAGGUGAUUGGUUUGUUGGUAAAUCAUUAGCGGUCACGUUACUCAAGCCACAUACUUCUAAUGCAAUUCCACUAGCAUUAUUGAAUAGUCACAUGCAUGCUCCUUAUGCACAAUCUGGAGAUGCUAGUUAUUCAACGCAUAGAGCUUGUCAGGCGUGGGACUUAUCCAAAGUAGUUAAAACAUUGACUAAAGCAGGAUAUGCAGUUAUUCAGGUGGGUGACUUGAAUUCAAAACCAGGUUCGUUACCUUAUAAGUUAUUCACCAUUGAAGGCGGGCUCACUGAUUCAUGGGAUGUUUUGAAUGAAUCCAAUCCAAUUAGUUCUGUUGAAUUAAGCCAAAUGUCCCCUUAUGAUCAAAUAAUGAAAGGAGGUAUUACGUGUGACUCCCAAUUGAAUACUUGGAGAGCUACAAGAAGAUUAGAUGAAGCAUGUAGAUUGGACUAUGCUUUAAUUGAUUCAAAUUUAAUUAGGCCAAUUGGCGCAAAAGUGAAAUUCACCGAAACUUUACCUCCUCCUUUGAAUUGUUCUUAUUCCGAUCAUUUUGCAUUCAGCGCCGACUUAUUGAUAAGUAAUCAAAAUGAAAGUUUCGGUGGGAAGCAUGAUAGGAUUCCUGAAAAAUUCGAAAUUUAUCAUGAAUUACAAUCAGAAAUUCAAAAAUAUCGAAAUGAAACUAUUCCUUAUCAGUCAAAUUGGCGUAAAUGGCAUUUUCUUUUAUCUUUGAUUGUUGUUAUAUUAAUCCAUGUUGGAAUUACAUGGGCUGCAAUUCGCCAACCUUGGUCACCGGUAUUAUUAUCCUUAUUAAGUACGGUGGUUGGUAUAACUGGUGUCAUCAAUGGUAUGAUUUGGUACUUUGGUAUCAGAUCCGAACUGAGAGCCUUACAAGAAGUUCAAUUGGAAGUUGAAGAUAAGCUUUUUUCACUAAAGAAUGAAUAAUGAAAGUCUAUAGAGUAGAUAGAAUGCAUUCUUUAUUAAUAAUUAAUACUUAAUACUUAAUACUUUAAAAUUAAUGUAUUCCAUCUGGGUUCUCUACUUCUUCCGGUUUACCUGAUGAACUAUUGUUCACGUAAAGCACAUAGCCAAAGACUUAUCCUCUGAGCCAACUUCUCUCUCAGUUUGGGCAAUAAACUUUCAAAAACAAGGCGUAUCUUCCCUUCUUAAUGCCGCUGAUGAGAUAGGUGUUGCGUUAAGAUGGCUAACUGAAUCUACCGGUGAAACAUGUUUCUUCUACAUUUUUUAAUGAUUAAUAUUCAAAAGGCAUAUAUUUAUUUAUAAAACAAAAGCUAACUAAGAGUAAG
Molecule: messenger RNA, 1658 nt
Organism: Hyphopichia burtonii NRRL Y-1933
Lineage: Eukaryota; Fungi; Ascomycota; Pichiomycetes; Serinales; Debaryomycetaceae
Gene: ISC1
Product: inositol phosphosphingolipid phospholipase
Exons: 1
Coding region: 1-1296 (431 amino acids)
Cellular component (GO): cytoplasm
Molecular function (GO): sphingomyelin phosphodiesterase activity
Source: RefSeq, a predicted model, not a curated record